Rhineura floridana is the source of this 1677-nucleotide messenger RNA. It is a transcript of the gene RIBC1, whose product is annotated as RIB43A domain with coiled-coils 1. The record is from RefSeq and is a predicted model, not a curated record. Lineage: Eukaryota; Metazoa; Chordata; Lepidosauria; Squamata; Rhineuridae. The transcript is spliced from 8 exons. Bases 147 to 1286 code for a protein of 379 amino acids.
UCCCGUUUCUAAAUUUGCAUAAAUGGACGUUUGCGUAGAAUCAAUGCGCCUCUUGCAAGAGUUUGAAAAACUGGUUGGCUCGUUGGCAUAGCAACCAGAAGGCAGGCAGAGCAAACCACAGACACGCAGAGGGAAAAGGUGCAGAGAUGUAUAAAGUGGACAUUCAGCCAGAUAUAAAAGAGGCAGCUGCCACUGAAGCCCGCAGGAACCGGGAGAAACAAAGACAGAGCCGCAUCUUUAAUGCUCGCUACCGCACAAUGGGGGUGGACGUGGAAGGUUUGAAGAGCCAGGUGGAAGAGCGAAAACUCAGAGAGAAUGCAGAGAAGCGACGGGAUGAAGCUUUUGAUGCAGAUCGGGCGCAGUGUGACAAGAUUGCGCAGAUGCUGGAGGAAGAAGAGCGGCAACGGAAAAGGCAGCUUAACCAGGCUGUGGUGGAUUUCCGUGAGUGGGAACAGCAGCCCUCCAUGAGCCGUGAGUGGGACAUCCAUGACCCAGAGGCAGUACGGAAGGGGCACCCAGCCCGGGUGAGUGAUGAUGACCCCCGCUGUGGCCCUUCUAGCAUGCAGCGUUUUACUGGUGAGGACCUGAACGCGCUUGCUCGGCAAAAACUGCACAAGGAGCAGAACAAACGUGCCCUGGAGGAGCAGAGAAGUGAACGGGAAAAGCACCUUGCUGACCGCAAAUAUGCCGAUAUCCUGGAAGACAAAAAGAGGAUAGAGUUGGACCUACGAGCCCUAGAGUUAGCACGUUUGGAGGAGGAAUGUCGCAAGGCCAAAGCCAUGGCAAUAGCUGACUUUAAUCGAGCCCAGGCCGCAGGGGUUGCUGAGCAGCAGCAUCUAGCCCAGCAGCGUGAACAGGAUGAUAACCAUGCAGAGAUCUACAACCACCUGACUGGUGACAUCCUGACCGAAAAUCCUGACAUAGCCCAAAGCCUUGUGGGGCCACACCGCAUAAUCACUGACCGCUGGAAGGGGAUGACUGCUGCAGAAGUGGAGGCUGUGCGGAAAAUGCAGGAGGAGCAGCGUAAGGAGAACAAGAGGCUGCGUGAAGAGGAGCGGCAACGGGAUGCCGAAUGGGACCGGCAACGGGAUUUGGCUGCCCGUGCCACCAUGGAGAUGGAGGAGCAGGAACAGAAUUUCCGCUUGCAGCUGAGAAAGAGCCUGGAUGCUUAUAACCAGGAGCUGGCGGAUGCACAGAAGUCAAACUUACGAUAUCUAGAGAAAGAGGUCUACACCAAUGCACCCACGGCCCAGUACCAUCUGCAGUUUAAUACUAGCAGCCGCUGACUGAUGGAUGACUAACCCAGUUCCAAAGCUGGCAGGAAUAAAUCAGUAAAGUAUUUUUUGUAUAGACAAAUGGAGCCAUCUGGUGGCAAUAAGGUAGAGAUAUAACUACUAAGCAAUUGCUGAUAACCAGGGACUACAAACAAGUUCUAUUAGGGCCAGUUUACAUCUCAUGUGGAGUAGACUCUGAAACCACUCCACAUGGGACCUUUGAGUGGGUGGAUAUCUGCAUUGGCGUAGCAGAUUGCCCAACCACGUUGCAAGCUAUUGUGUACAAAUGUCUUACUAUGUGACCUUAGCGAAGGAAAUUAGGAGUGACUGGGAUGGUUUCUUUUGCACAUGCUUAUCAGAAUAGGGUGCUUUAACACACAAUGUGGAAAUCAUCUCUAUAAGC